This is a messenger RNA of Vitrella brassicaformis, 2813 nucleotides long. The record is from the annotation of a GenBank genome assembly. NCBI's taxonomy places the organism in Eukaryota, Vitrellaceae.
AGCAGCGAUUGGAGAUGCAACAACAACAAAAAGUGUCUAUCAUCUGUCCAUCCAUCCAUCCAUCAACGCAGGCAGGCCAGGCAGCAGCAAACGACCCACGCACCACACCACACAAGAGUGCAUGCAGUGAAGUGAGUGCCCGAUGGCCGCCAUGGGAGUCGUGCUGGUGGCCAUCAGGCACUCAUCUCUCAUGCGCCUGUCUGUCUGUCUGUCUGUCUACGCACCCCAUAUAUUUACACACACCCAGCCGAAGUGGUCAAUUUCCCACCCAGCCGCCUCAAACACACCGCAGCUAGCCAUCGCUAUCCCUCUAUGAGACCUGCUUAUAGAAUCAACCGCCGCCCGAAAACAUAGCCAAUCUGACCAUAGACACAGAUAGACAGGCAGCUGCAUCAACGCAGACCCUGUGGUGGGUUUCGGUGUGUCGCACCUGUCUACUGUGAGCCACGGGAGGCUGUCAAUGUGAUUAGGCCCCCCACCGGCCAAUCAUCCGCCCAGCUCUCCACCGUCACGGGGAAGUGUCCGAUCGUCGAGCCGUCGGGGAAGACGGCACGGAUGGACGCGCGAGCUGGGUCUGAUGCUCCGGCUGAGAGGCUCACAGACUGCGGCCCGGGGACGUGGUCGAACAGGGCCGACAGGAGGGCGGGGGUGAAGGCGGCACGAAUGCGGUUGCCAGCACCCUCCGCAGACACUGAACACGCACACACGAGACGGCAGUGAGAAAGAGAUAUGGAUCGCAUCUUUGUCUUUGCUCACCCUGAUAGACGUAGAAGCACAGCUUGUCUAUCCUCGGCAGAUUAGUGCGAUUGACAGCAGCUACCAUCUCCUCAGUCCCCAGCUCAUCUAGAGCCCCCUCGCUCAGCCAAAUCAUCACCUUCCGCACCUCCCUCCCGCCGCCCAGAACUCCCAACACGCCCAGCGCAUCAACAGACAACCUCCUGGUGACGACCUCGGCCACCUGGUUGGCCAUCUUGUCAGCCAGGAGAUGACCGACACUCGCACACAGCCAGCCACAGAUCCACAGCUGACCCGCUCUCGGGAAUCGCUGCAGGUGCUCGAUGAUGGUGGGGUGCGGCAAGGGUGUGUGGGGUGGAGGCGGUGGGUCGAUGUGGCCCCGCACAGACACCUUCUCAGCGCGAUCGAAUGAGAGGCUGGAUGCGACGUCGACGGCCGCGUCGCUGGGGCUGUCGAUAGGGUGGGUGAGGUCGUGCUGAGUGAUGGCGUAGACCACACAUCUCGCCCGCCGCGCGAGCUGGUGCAUGAUGGCCUUGAAGAGGGGGGAAGGAUUGGGGGGGAAAUCGUCGCUGUAGAACAGGGACAACUCGAAGUGCUGGACGAAAGGCGAGCUGCUGAAUGCGACUUGGGCGUCGGGUCGGCAGCAUGCCCUGCGGAGCGACUCGACCGACUCCACGAGGGGAAGGAUGCUGCCGUCGAUGGAGCGAAUCUCCAUCCACAGGGUGAGCCGGGUGAGUGUCUGGCGGCAUCCACGCGACCACAGCGCUGCCUGAAACGGACACACGAGUGAGAGGCCAUGAGAGAACAACACACCCGUCAUCCUUCCCAUGUGUUGGUAGGUCACCUGCAGUCGGUCCACCGCUGCACGAGCAGCGUCAGGACUGCCGCGAAGGACGACGGUGCCGAUGCGUUCCAGAUGUCCCAGAGGCCCCGGCUGCCCGGCCGCUGCCACCGGCAUGUACUCAAACACACCCGCCCACUCGUCAGCCUCAAAUUCCCCAUCCACAUGCCGCAGCGAACGAGACGAGCCGACGAACUGUCCCACAUCACUCGCAUCCCACCCCUGCUGGGCAAGGCGCUCGAAUGACGGCAUCAGCCAGCCCCUGUUGGCCAGGCCGGAAUGAGCGAGAGUGACGCCACUGACAGUCUCGAGGGCGCCAAGGGAGGGGGGCGGCUGCACGAUGGACGGGAGGGGCGGGUCACGUCGCUGCAGUGACUGCAUCUCCCUCCUGGUCAGCUGGGCGCCCUCCAACGUGAUUGUCCUCAGCGUGCUGCCCUGCAUGUUGGCUGCCCGCCGGCCGGCAACGUGCCCCUCGAUCGUCUUGAUGAAGACAUCAAAGCACCAGCAAACGGCGCCCAUGGGAUAGCGCAAGACGAUAGCUGUCAGCCGUGUGAGCCGGGCCGCCCAUUUGGUGACCAGAUCUAGAGGGACUCGCUGCCAGAUGCGCCGCUCCGCGCUGUCGGAUGAGCUUAUGAUGAGGUUGCGGUGCUUCGGCAAUGAGUGCUGCGAGGUGUUGUCCGACAGCUGGACGAGUAGACAGAGGGGGAGGAAGGCCGUGAUGCAGGUGAGCAGGCCAGGCUGCACAAGAUGAAGACAAAGAGCGACAGUGAGCCAUCAUCUCUCCAUUGCGUCUGCCGUGAUUUCCUCACCGUGUCUGAUAUCUGCUGCCUCAGUUCCCUCUCCCUCUCCUCCCUCUGUGCCUGUCGCCCCUCCUCAUCGCUCGCAGCAGCAGAAGAUGACGGCUCGGUGGCGGCCUCGCGUGGCCUGCAACGACACGCACAUACAGUGGACGAUGAUCCAGCACACAUUAAAGGCACGGCGUCCAUCCAUCGUGCAGCAAUGCAGCCCCACCUGACGGCCGUCAUCGGCAGCAGCAGCAGCAGCAGCAGCGUCAGACAUGACUGUCCGUCACCCAAUGAAGCAAGCACCAGACAUCGCUGUGGAUGAAGCGCCUGAAACACGCCAAGCAGUGAAUGUGGUGCUAUUGUCGGCCGAGCUGUCGGCGCGUUGCUGUUCGUCUUUGCUUCGCGGCACUCACUCGUGUCGUUCAUCGUUCAUCGAUUUAUCAUCGAUGUUU